AUGGCAAGGACAUCGGCAUCUCACAAGGUCGGCCCUGCUCGCAAGGCUCCCCCUCCAUGCAAGGUUGGCCCUGCCCGCAUCAUGAAGACUAAUCACAAAUUCUCUAAGCUCCCAGAUACCUUGCCUAUUGCCGAAGGUUCUGUUGAAGAUGGAAGCCCUGAACCCUCCCCUACCAAUAAGGAUUCUGGCGCACUUGCAGAUGAUAACACUGUGGUUGAUUUUACUGUAGACAGCCCUAUACUCUUCAAGAAGCGCAAGCUUCAUCAGCACAAGACAAUAUCAUCAGCAUAUUCUAAUGCCGUGCUGCCAGAGGCCUCUCCUGAGGACAGCGACUACAACGAUGAGGAGAAGAGCCAGUCAGGCUCCAACAAUGAUGAUGCUGACAAGUCGCCCAUGCCUCCUGGUACACAGCCUCAACAAGCGGAUGAGGAUCACGUCUCACCCACACCUCCUGCUCGACAGGCCAAGGGUAAGGGGAAGCAGCUACCUCCCCCUGCAGAUGAUGAAGAGCAACAUGACAAUCAGCAUCAGGCUGACCUUGACAACAGUCAGCAGCAGGUCGACCUUGAUGAAAAUUCUGGUGAUUCCCUUAUGUCUGGCCAACUCCCGCAAGAAGCCAUCGAUAAGGCCAUCACCUUGGGUGACAAAACAGUUGCAGAGGCAGAGAAGAUUGCCAAGGAGUAUGGCAAAUCAGUACAAACGAUUUUGAUUCAAGCUGGGUUAGUGGUGAAAACUACUUGUGCUGACAAUAGUUGGAACAUGUACCAAGCAUGGUACAAGAUGAAGCACCCCAAGUCUUCUGACAUGUCUACAAAUGACUGGAAGCAGUUGCAACGUGACCAUUGGGUCAAACACUGUGAUAAGUGUGAAAACCCUGAAUUAUGGAAGGAGAUCCACGAGUUCUGGGACAGGAGCUCCAAGAUCACAGAAGAGUCCUCAAAAGUGUUGUACAACCGUAUCAUGGCUGUAUGCAAUGCCUUUGCCCUCAGUUGCCAAGCUUAUUUGUGCCUUGAGGAUAUUUAUGUGGGGGGGGUGUUUGCUGGGUCACCACUUAUCCUGGAGCUUGUCAAUAAGAAGCAAGCAGACAUCAAAGAACUUGUUGAUUACUUGAUGACCGUAAUCAAGUACAAUUGCAUUGACGAUACAGCUUCCUUGCCAUCCUUUACUCAUUUUACGGCUCUGAAAUUCAAUCCCAAGCUUGCAUGCGAGAAAGGGGAGGGAACUUGUGACCACAAUCACCAUGUAGCUCCCAUUAUGAUGCUCGAAAAGUUUGAAGGUGCUGGCAUCCCGCACGAGGUGAAAAAUAUUCCCUGGAAAACUAUGCUCAAUUCAUUAUACCUUCACCAAGCACAGGUCGUCAACUGGCCUGCAGGUGUCCCUCCUGUUGGCUCCAAUUUUGUAUUCAAGGACUUGAAGACAGAUGAGCUCAAGGCACUGGUUGGUCCCUACUUAAAGUGCUGCAUGGGCUCUGACUACAGCAUGGAGCUUGCUUGUGUUGAACACCCAGAGCUGAAGAAGAAAAGGAAAGAUAAGUUAAGUGGGGUGAAGGUUCCUGAGACAGAGUUAAUGUUUGUACCUUGGUCGGAUGAGUCUAAAGACUUAAUGAGCAACAAAGAUUCCACCAUGUUGAACAUCCCUCUCAUCACCAACAUGGAUGGUAAAGUCCAGCAUACUCUCAUGGACUGUGUUCUGUUUAUGAAGAAUCUGCUGCCUAGUAUUGAGGUUCUGGACUCUGUUGGUUCCCCCCCUCGCAAUUCUCCGACUCCUCAGCCCUCCUCACCACUUGUCUGGUCCCCUUCUCCACCACAUAGGGAUCACCGCAAGGUCAUGCCACUUCCCCAUCCCAUCCCUACCAAAGUCCCUCCUUGUCAACCUUUGUCGCAGAAAGCCAUUAUUCCCAUGACCAUCAGCAGCAGUGUCACUCACACCACUGUCCCACUCAACAACCUCGUCAUCAUAGCCCAUCACCACCUAUUCACCAUUCUUUAUGCAUAUACCCGAGAAUCUGCCCCUGUUGCUGGUCCAUCAAGGCAUGCUACCAAGGCUUGGGUGUCUCCAACAGAAGAUGAAGAAGAGGUGGAGGUAGAGGAUGGUGGCUAUGAUCAUGAUUACUUCAAAGAUUAUGAAUGA
Suillus subaureus is the source of this 2130-nucleotide messenger RNA. RefSeq lists its product as uncharacterized. The transcript is spliced from 12 exons. The coding region runs from base 1 to 2130 and encodes 709 amino acids. The record is from RefSeq and is a predicted model, not a curated record. NCBI's taxonomy places the organism in Eukaryota, Fungi, Basidiomycota, Agaricomycetes, Boletales, Suillaceae.